ACUAAAAGAUUUGAUUGAUUUCAUGAACCACCACAGUCACCAAAACUCACUCUUAAACUCAAAUCUUCUUUGCUGUUGCUUGGGGAAGAAAGAAAGAAACAAUGGGUUCUUUAGCCAAGAAGGGAUUAGACAAGUAUCUUUCUCAACUUUACCAGCACCCUUUGAGAACCAAGAUAAUCACAUCUGGAGUGUUGAUUGCGAUAAACGAUGUGGCUUCCCAGAAGCUUAUUGGCAUACAGAGAAUUCAGUUGAAGCGAAUUUUAAUCAAAUUGGUUUAUGGAUGUCUUUACCUUGGACCUUUUGGUCAUUAUCUGCACCAAAUACUAGAUAAAAUCUUCCAGGGGAAAAGAGACUCCAAAACGGUUGUCAAGAAGGUGGUGUUGGAACAAUUUACAUCCUCUCCGUGGAACCACUUUGUGUUCUUGGUUUAUUAUGGACUGUUUAUUGAAAGAAGGACUUGGGUCCAGGUAAAGGCUAAGGUUAGAAAGGAAUUUCCUUCAGUCCAGCUUACUGCUUGGAUGUUCUGGCCAUUUGCUGCUUGGAUAAAUCACCAGUUUGUACCACUUCAGUUGCGCGCCCUCUUCCAUAACCUGGUCGCUUUCUGUUGGGGAUUAUUUUUGAAUCUUCGAGCAAAAUCCGUGACAUUGAAUAAAUCUUAGGGGAAAUUAAAAUACUACGAGAUGUCCUAUGGCUGGGGAAAUAUUCUCCUCCUUAGUACUUAUUACAAACUUUUAUUUGAACUUGAUUAUUGUACUGUAUUUAUCUGGCAAUCAUCCUGGAAAUAACAUAUUGAAGAACAAUGUGAAUCUGUGCUUGAUAUGAUAAUCAUAUAUAAUUGUGCAUCAAAAUAGUGUUAAGAUAAUUUCAUAUUG
Molecule: messenger RNA, 872 nt
Organism: Benincasa hispida (wax gourd)
Lineage: Eukaryota; Viridiplantae; Streptophyta; Magnoliopsida; Cucurbitales; Cucurbitaceae
Product: peroxisomal membrane protein PMP22-like
Cellular component (GO): membrane; cytoplasm
Source: RefSeq, a predicted model, not a curated record